GCGGCGGGACCCGGGCGGGCGCGGCAUGAAGGCCCGCGGCCCUGGGGGCUGAGGCGCCCGCCGCCUGCCGCGGGCCGCGCGUUCUCCUCCAUGGAGGCUGGAGAGGAACCGCUGCUGCUGGCUGAACUCAAGCCCGGGCGCCCCCACCAAUUUGACUGGAAGUCCAGCUGUGAAACCUGGAGUGUCGCCUUCUCCCCAGAUGGCUCCUGGUUCGCCUGGUCUCAAGGACACUGCAUCGUCAAGCUUAUCCCCUGGCCACUGGAGGAACAGUUCAUCCCUAAAGGGUUUGAAUCCAAAAGCCGAAGCAGCAAAAAUGAUCCAAAAGGAAGAGGCAGCCCAAAAGAGAAGACGCUGGACUGUGGUCAGAUCGUGUGGGGUUUGGCCUUCAGCCCGUGGCCCUGUCCACCCACCAGGAAGCUCUGGGCGCGCCUCCACCCUCAAGUGCCAGACGUCUCCUGCCUCAUCCUGGCUACAGGACUCAAUGAUGGGCAGAUCAAGAUCUGGGAGGUGCAGACAGGACUUCUGCUUUUGAAUCUUUCUGGCCACCAAGAUGUCGUGAGAGAUCUGAGCUUCACACCCAGUGGCAGCUUGAUUUUGGUCUCUGCAUCACGGGACAAGACUCUUCGAAUCUGGGACCUAAAUAAACAUGGCAAACAGAUUCAGGUGUUAUCGGGCCACCUGCAAUGGGUUUACUGCUGCUCCAUCUCCCCUGACUGCAGCAUGCUGUGCUCUGCAGCCGGAGAGAAGUCGGUCUUUCUAUGGAGCAUGCGGUCCUACACUCUGAUCCGGAAGCUAGAGGGCCACCAAAGCAGUGUUGUGUCUUGUGACUUCUCUCCUGACUCCGCCUUGCUUGUCACAGCUUCUUAUGACACCAGCGUGAUUAUGUGGGACCCCUACACUGGCGAGAGGCUGAGGUCACUCCACCACACCCAGCUUGACCCUGCCAUGGAUGACAGUGAUGUCCACAUGAGCUCCCUGAGGUCCGUAUGCUUCUCUCCUGAAGGCUUGUACCUGGCCACGGUGGCGGAUGAUAGGCUCCUCAGGAUCUGGGCUCUGGAACUGAAGGCUCCAAUUGCAUUUGCUCCUAUGACCAAUGGUCUUUGUUGCACAUUUUUUCCACAUGGUGGAGUUAUUGCCACAGGGACAAGAGAUGGCCACGUCCAGUUCUGGACUGCUCCAAGAGUCCUCUCCUCACUGAAGCACUUAUGCCGGAAAGCUCUUCGAAGUUUCCUGACAACCUACCAAGUCCUAGCACUGCCAAUCCCCAAGAAAAUGAAAGAGUUCCUCACAUACAGGACUUUUUAAGCAGCGCUGUCCAUCCUGUUUUCUUUGUAGCAGAAUCAUCUUCCCCACAGAGGAGCAGCAGGAGCAGCGGACCAAACAUCUGGUCUUGGUGCAAUAGAACUGUGGGGUUGCGACUAGAAUGUAGCGAGCCAGAGCCCCCUGGACCAGCACAGAUCUUUAUCCUGUGGCAUGUGCAAGUCGGUCCUACUUGGGUGGGGGAAGAGUCUGCUCUGCGGCCACAGAGCCUUACCUUAAGUCUUUGUCUCUUGUGAACAGCCAUCGUGGAAUCUAGUUGUUUUAAUACAAAGUGCAGUUUCUUGUAGUUUUGGUAAUAAAAGCAAGGCCUCCAGAGCCUGUAGUGGUGGCAGCGUUCACACUUCUCAGCUGGGCAGUGACAGCUGCAUAGCAUAGUACCUGUCCCCUUGGUUGUGGACAUUGGUAGCAUAGCUAAGUUCCCCUGCUGGGGUCAGUUGUUUGCACAUUGGCAAGUGCUUCUGACCAGCUGAGGGUCUGAACUGCAGGUGAAUCAGGCUGUCCUGACCAAGACACUAUUCUUGGCCUUUUUCUUUCUAAACAGUGGUGUGCAUGUGCAGGAAAUGACAAAUGUGUCAGAUUACAAGGAUAUUUUCCUAAACUGCAUGACUGUCCAACGGCUCUGAGCUGUCAAUUGUAGGCCAUUUAUUAGCAUCGUAUUUAUUUGUAUGUUCUCAACAGAUGUGAAGGUACAGCUGUGUUUUUUGCAAAGGUAUCUGAACACCAGAGUACUUAACGGAGCAGUUGUGAAGAUGUGUCUUAGUUGCGUGAAGAGUUGGUGGUGUCAUCCCUUUGGCUCAUACUCUUAUGUCUGACAUCUGUCUUGCUGCUUGACCUCAUUGGAUUCAUCCGCCGAGUUCAACUCCCCCUAAGCAAACAGCUCCUCACGUACUGUUACUCGGUAGCAUGCGGUGACCUGACUGACACCUCUUUCAGACUCUGCCUUAGGAAAGUUAAUAUAUUUUAAAUUAUUUUAAAGGACAUGUAACAUCUUUGGCUUAACGGAUGCUCAUGGAGGCAGUGUUCACAUUGUACAGCGUGCUGACAAUAGAGGGGCCUCCUCUGUUGCUUGAAGAAAGCAUUUCAAAAUGAGCCUUUCAUUGAAGGAAAAACA
Messenger RNA from Jaculus jaculus (lesser Egyptian jerboa), 2431 nucleotides. It is a transcript of the gene Wsb2, whose product is annotated as WD repeat and SOCS box containing 2. The coding region runs from base 91 to 1305 and encodes 404 amino acids. Gene Ontology annotation, molecular function: protein binding. The transcript is spliced from 9 exons. NCBI's taxonomy places the organism in Eukaryota, Metazoa, Chordata, Mammalia, Rodentia, Dipodidae. Gene Ontology annotation, biological process: intracellular signal transduction. The record is from RefSeq and is a predicted model, not a curated record.